Molecule: messenger RNA, 2059 nt
Organism: Trematosphaeria pertusa
Lineage: Eukaryota; Fungi; Ascomycota; Dothideomycetes; Pleosporales; Trematosphaeriaceae
Exons: 1
Coding region: 73-1836 (587 amino acids)
Biological process (GO): DNA damage response
Cellular component (GO): nucleus
Molecular function (GO): histone H3K56 acetyltransferase activity
Source: RefSeq, a predicted model, not a curated record
CACGCGUCUCGACCUCACUCCCUCUCCGCAGCACGCGUCCGCACUCGCUCUUUUGGCCUGCACGCGGCCGCAAUGGCACAUAUUGCUACCUCGCAGCCGCUUUACCGUCUGCUCGCAGAGCAGCUGCCCAAGGAUGUCGCCUUCACCUUCUAUCACUACUCCACGCCGCCCUCCAAGUCGCCGGCCUUGUUCUCCGCCCCGCCGCACAAGAGGUCCGAGCAGACGUUUUGCGAAUCGCACACGCUCGCCGCGUCGAUAACACCGAAAGACGCGGCAGGCUCUCUGCCGCCAGAGGAGCUCCUUAUUCUAGCCAUUGAAGUCCUGGUGUACACCACGAAGCACCUCACCACCAUCUUCGUCUCCAAAGCCGACUCCACUGGCUACAUCUCACUGCUGCACCUCCCGAGGCCACAAGCCGGGUCGCCCCUGAAAGCAAUAUGUGGGACGUUCGUGUCAUGGCUAGCAAGAGAACGGCAGAGAGAGGGCAAGACAUUGGUCGUGUCGCUGUUUGCGAGAGCGCAGGAUCAGUACCUAUUCCCCGCGAGCAUCGAGAACAAGGACAAGCAUGUCCUAGACGACAGGGGGCUAGUCAAAUGGUGGUGCAGGGUACUGGAUCCGAUUGUGCGAGAAUACAAGGCUGAGAAAGAGCAAGAACCUCUCACCGAACGGCUGGCGAAGCGCGAGCAAGCCGCAGUGACAGGCGAUGCUUCCUCCAAAUCCGAGUGCACUGCGAAAGGCUAUCUCGUCAUCCCCGGCUUCGAGCCCUACGAUACACUGCGCUACAUCCCUCCACCGCCCUCGCCGACCGCGCCCCGCCGCUGGGCUACCACACACCCGCUUCUACAACUCGCCCCUCACCCAGGUGCCCCGCCACGAUGCCUCGUCCCACACUUCCCAGACGAUCCUAAGGCGCGCUUCUUAGACGAGCUAGACGAAGAGCUGCCAGAUCGAGGCACGGAUGCCAUGCUCAAGGAAGGCGGAACGCCCUCGCGAAGCAAUGGGCAGUGGAAGAGCGUCAAGACGCUCGAUCAGUUUUGGGACUUCAUGGCUUUUCGGCAAGAGUGCUCCUCCGGCAGGAUAGUCGGCUUUAUUUGGAUCGUCAUUACGCCGCCGAAGCCUUCCAUUCCUGACGAAGACGAAGAACCGUCGCAGGCCUUCUCAUCUGUCUCCCAGAAUGAUUCCCAGAGUACUACCAUCUCGUCAUUACCUGGAACGCCGAAAAAGAAGAUGAGAACCGCACCGAAGCGGAGACGGAGAAAGGUCAAUACCGAGUAUGGUCCGAUCCCGCUCAUCCUCCCGAGGAUCAAAUCGUCAUCGUCCACCCUCUCCACCACGUCAAGUGGAUCCUCAUCGUCCAAGCUACCUCCGGAAUCAAGCGCAUACUUUACGUGGCCGCCCAGCUCUCGGGGUACCGUUGUCUUCCCCGCUAAAGAUUAUAACCGAGCGCAUGAGGUCCUUCUACAGCAAAACUUUGCGACCCGCACCGCCGCGGCUAGAAGUACUAAGAGAUGGAAAGAGGAAGUCGCUGUUCUGGGAGGUGUCGAGGGCUGGAGCAGGACCGUCAUCGGCAAGAAAGAGGUAGCAGGCCCAGCUCCUGGUGCCACAAUCGGCGCGACGCCGGUAAGCAUAAUCGGCGUGAGGAAGAAGAGGAAGCCCGAUGACGCUGCAGCAACGGAGCCGGCUGAGGUGAAGCCUACCGAUGGUGCUCAGAUGCUUGGAGCAGGCUUGGUCCGGAAGAAGGUAAAGGUCGAGAGUACACCUGCACCAAAAGCAAGCGCUGCGAUUGGCGUGAACACACUUGGAGCUGGCUUGGUACGCAAGAAGGAGAAGGCAUGAUCUUUUGGCAACCCGUAUUUGGAUACUUCUGCAUUCGAUGAUUUCUGUUUGAUGAAUUGCUUUGGGUUUGAUGUGUUACGGAUCGGGUUCUUGCAUAUGAGCAUAUCUUGGAUGGCAUUGAUAGGCUCGGGAACUCUGGGUUGCAUAGCACAGCGUUGCAAACUGGAUCUUCAUGGUUCUCGCAUCUUAGCUGAGGUAUCAAUACCCAGUUCAGUCAUUCGAC